AGCAUGGUUGUCUGUGAAAAAAUGUCUGGGGUUUGGGUAUUCAAGAAAGAAGGGUUUCGUUUAAUGGAAAAUGGUGAAACAGAGAGAAGCAGAUUGAAGAAAAAGGUUUUGGUUCACGUGGCAAGUGGUGAAGUUGUGUCUUCGUACGGUUCAUUGGAGCAAAUAUUGAGUAAUUUAGGGUGGGAAAGGUACUAUGGAAGAGACCUUCAACUGUACCAAUUUCACAAGCAUUCUUCCACUGACCUUAUUUCCCUUCCAAAGGACUUCUCCAAGUUCACCUCUGUCUAUAUGUAUGAUAUUGUCAUCAAGAACCCUAAUGUCUUCCAUGUAAGGGAUAACUGACCCAUUCCAUUACCUUUUUUCUUCCUCUACAACAAUAUUCUA
Messenger RNA from Vigna radiata var. radiata (mung bean), 384 nucleotides. Its product is annotated as flowering-promoting factor 1-like protein 1. Lineage: Eukaryota; Viridiplantae; Streptophyta; Magnoliopsida; Fabales; Fabaceae. The transcript has a single exon. Gene Ontology annotation, biological process: regulation of flower development; vegetative to reproductive phase transition of meristem. The coding region runs from base 4 to 342 and encodes 112 amino acids. The record is from RefSeq and is a predicted model, not a curated record.